This is a messenger RNA of Trametes versicolor FP-101664 SS1, 3786 nucleotides long. Its product is annotated as RdRP-domain-containing protein. The record is from RefSeq and is a predicted model, not a curated record. Gene Ontology annotation, cellular component: nuclear RNA-directed RNA polymerase complex. Lineage: Eukaryota; Fungi; Basidiomycota; Agaricomycetes; Polyporales; Polyporaceae. The transcript is spliced from 5 exons. Gene Ontology annotation, molecular function: RNA-directed RNA polymerase activity. The coding region runs from base 1 to 3675 and encodes 1224 amino acids. Gene Ontology annotation, biological process: siRNA processing.
AUGGAUAUCUUCAUGACAAGUCUUCCCCACGGGACCACCAAACACCAGCUCAAGCUAGAGCUAGCCAGUAUCCUCCAUUCCCUUCCCUUCAGCGACUCAUCUAGACCCCGAAUGAAUUUCGACGUCUAUGUCUUCCCCCAGAAGAAGCGCUCUCCUUGGCAAUAUGGUACUUUGACUCUGCCCUCCGUGGACAUCGGCAACAAGUUUCUGCAAAUCUAUGGCCAUCCUACUGCGACGCGCUUCCUUACCCUCGGAGUCACCCGUGUUCAAUUCCAGCGGAGUAAAAAGGACCCGCGCAUGGAGGUACUGGAGAGAGUCCAGCGGCAGUCAUUCGAAGAUCCAAGGAUAGCUCAAGCCCGUGAGCGCGACGCCGAAGACCUCAGGUUGCGCCAAGUACCACUCGUUACAAUUCAGUUCGGAUGGGAAUGCCGAGACCAAGUCUUCUCUAUUGAAUGGGAGAAAUCGUGUUCCGCUGUCCUGGUCUUUGUGGAGGAGCGGCGCGAAUUUCGCAUCAGAGUUCGCGGGUCUGGGCUGGACGACACGCGUAUUAUCGCUAUACGCGCCAGCCAAAUUGGCUGGACGUCUGCUGCGGUCGAUCCAUCAUCCGGUGUCCCAGUCAUCUUUUUCUCCCUCAGUAAUCCUCCCUCCUUCGAGACCGAAAGCGUCACGUCUAGUCUCAUCAGCGCACUCAAGGGCGGUGACAUCCCCCUUCGUAGAAAGUGGUCCGCGUUCGAUGAAACCCACGAAGCGGUUGCCCCGUAUACUUCGCUAGCUCUUCGUCUAGAGGCCUCAUCGGUGGACGACCUCGAGCAAUUCCGGAGCUUAGCACGCGCUGCCCAUUGUACCCGUCCGGACAACUUCGCAUACCACGUGGAACGGCGAGGGCUAUUCGCUCAAGAUGUACGGGAGGAAUGCGCAUUCUGGGCACUGCGUCAGCCCUGGAUGGUGGCAUUCCAGGUCGAAGCCCUUUUGCGGUCGUGCCUAGUAGACUUCAAGGAGAUGCUUAGGCUUCGGCGCCCAAUAGAAACACUCCUACGCAGCAAGGGCCGGGAUCAUACCGCGGCACUCCUCCGCGACUUCAUCGCUCAAGCCAGGGCCCUCUUCUGGUACGGGGAAGACCCAAUUAGUCAAGGGCAUAGUCCACAGGCGGAACUCUAUUCAGGCGACGUCGUUGAGCUGUUCACCUCGGUCGCCGCCAACUUCGUCUAUAAACCUUUGAACACCGCCCUGAAUACUGCCGACGCGACUGCCCCCUUCCAUUGCCUUCGCGUCACCAUCACUCCUACUACUAUGAUACUGGAAGGCCCGUUCCCGGAACGGUCCAACCGCGUCAUGCGCAAGUACUAUCGCUCCCAGGACUCUUUCCUUCGCGUCUGCUUCCAGGAUGAGAACCGGCUCCAGCUGCGUUUCGACCGCGAAAUCGACGGCACAGACUUCGUCAAUCGUAGGGUCAAGAGCGUCUUGCUCGGCGGACUCGCGUUCCCGGGAGCCCGAUUCGACUUCCUCGCAUACUCCCAAUCAGCCUUGAAGGAGCACGCGGUCUGGUUUGUCAAGCCUUUCAGACAUACCGACGACCAAGGGUAUACCCACUUUGUGGAUGCAGCGGCCAUCAUCGGAAGUCUCGGUACCUUCAGGAACCUUACCUUCGACCCGGAGCUCAUCUAUUGCCCCGCGCGUUAUGCUGCCAGGAUCUCCCAGGCAUUUACCGCGACAGAUGCGUCAAUCACUAUCGACGCUGGCCAGAUCAUCUUCGGCAGUGACAUCAAGGAUGCCUCCGGAAAGAGGGAGUUCACGGACGGCGUGGGUACUAUUUCGCCUCAGCUUGCCAAGGACAUCUGGCGCGCGCUGCAGGAGAACAGACGUCGCGGCCGCCGGGACAGGACGUAUCCCCGCGCAUACCAAAUCCGAUUCCAGGGCUCUAAAGGCAUGCUCAGUGUCGACUACACACUCCCAGGACGCUCUAUCCUCAUACGACCCUCAAUGAUCAAGUUCGAGAGUCCCGACUCGCGCAACAUCGAGGUCGCUAGGGCUUUCGAGAAACCUGCGCCAUAUUAUCUGAACAGGCCCCUCAUCAUGCUGUUGGAGGGACUUGGGGUCCCCUACGAGGUCUUCCAACGUCUACAGGAUAACGCUGUGCGCGACGUUAAGGCGGCUGUCGAGUCACUUGAGAGGUCCGCUCGCCUCCUUGAGGGCCAUGGUCUUGGCGGAUCCUUCCGUCUCACGUCUGUGAUGCUAGGACUUCAUAAGCUCGGCCUCGGUCCGCUCAACAACGAGGUGUUCUGGCGACAGACCAUGGACUUCGCAAUCAAUCAUGUCCUACGAGAGCUGAAGCACCGGGCGAGGAUUCCCGUUCCGGAGGGCUGGACGUUAGUAGGAGUAGCAGACGUCCACGGGUAUCUUGAAGAGGGAGAGAUAUUCGUCUGCAUCGAUGCGCCUGACCGUGGUGGUCUGCGCUAUCUCGAGGGCCGCACCCUGAUCUCCCGCUCUCCGACCAUACAUCCGGGGGACGCUCAGGUCGUCCAUGCGAUAGGACGACCGCGCCCCGGUUCGCCAUUCUCAAUGGAGUCGCUCAGAAACACGGUAGUUUUCUCCAUCAAGGGAAAACGGCCACUGCCGUCCUGUCUCGGAGGCGGCGAUCUUGAUGGCGACGAGUACAAUGUUACCUCGAUGCCCGAACUCCUACCGCCUCGAACGUUCUAUGCGGCAGAAUACAAAGCUACCCCUCGGAAGCUUGUUGAUCACGAAAGCACCAUGGUCGACGUUGCAGAAUUUGUUGCGGAAUAUAUCAACAGCGAUACCCUUGGGAUAAUCGCGAUAACGUGGCUCAUCAUCGCCGACCAGAGCACCGAGGGUAUCCUAGACCCAGACUGUCUCAAGCUGGCCGCCCUCCACAGCGAUGCGGUCGACUAUCCGAAAAGCGGACAGCCAGUGCCCAUCCAGCACAUACCACGCCUUCAGUUCGCUAGGAAGCCGGACUGGAACGCGCCUGAGACGAUGAGCAUCGAUACUCUCUCUGAAUCCCCGCGAUUUUACGAGAGCGUCCGGGCUAUCGGCAAGCUGUACCGUUCUAUCGACCUACCUGCUCUCCGAACGGUGGAUCGUGCUGCUCGCUAUCAGCUCAGGCAUAUGCGGCAGGCAGGACAGGACUUCCUCCCUACCAUCCUUGGUCAAUUCCACACUAACCGGUCCAGCGAGGAAGACGUGGUCUUCGACGCUGUGCGACACCACGUGGCAGGCUUCAUCGACCCCGGCAGCUACGACCGGGCGACGGUGACGAGUAUCUGGGAGCUGUACAACAGCUAUGUUUCCCGUCUGCGGGCGAUCUGCGCCGAUCAUGCGCUCGAGAACUCGCGCACGGCGAUGCUGACGGAGGAAGAGGCCGUCGUCGGCACCAUUGUCGCAAAAUGCUCGCAGCCCCGUAAGCGUCGAGACCUCAUCUCGCAGCUGAGGGAGCAGACCGCCACACUCGUCAGCGACGUGCGCCACGAGUUGGAGGGCGAGGACGACACGCCGCACGAGGUGUCCCUUCUCCGCGCCUGGAUCGCCUUUCGGAUCGGGAACAUGGAGCAGAAGUACUUCGGCGGGCACAGUUUCGGCUGGGUUGCCCUUGGGGGGAUUUUCGACACGAUCAAAGACAUCGAGGACGAGGAGCGGACGAUCACUCGGCGCGCGUGAGCGGAGAGGAACGCUUGGGACCCGACAUACAUGGUUGGCUGUCAGUUUUCCCAUCACACUGGCGUUGCAGACGGAGAGAUGAGACAGCAGAAAUGAACGAUGUACAUUACG